GUCGGUAUUUCUGUUUUUGGCUAUUAGGCACAGGAUUUAGGAAUUGUUUAGCUAUAUAGCCAUCUUGGAAAACCAAAUUACUUAGUGUCGGUUAAUGUAACACACUUCUUUAUAUGUUUAUAAGCAGUUAUAUUUGAAGUGUCCCGAAACGUUCAAAAAGGGUCAUAAUAUUUUAUAAUAUGUGAGACGUUUCAGUGUGCGCAACGUCACACGUAACCAUUACAAGCAAUAUGGCGGCGCUCUCUGGGUCUCUUGUGGUCGACAGUCUCUGAUGUUUAUCAUCAAUUUUCCUCAUAAUUGUUUGGCUACAACUUGUCUCAGUGGUGCAGAAGACAACACCCGAUCAUAGAAGUGGACGAAUUCGUUCAACUCUUAAUUCUGGGGUCAAAUUAUCAGUAUGAGCAAUUCCACUCCCUGGCAGUAUCAACAGGGAGCACAGACAAGCACAGGAACAGGAGCUGGAGCAGUAAAAUUAUUUAACCCUGCAGGUUUUGGAGCAGCUACAUCUCAGCCAAGUAACUUUGUCAACAAUGCUGUUCAGGAUGGCCAAUUACAAGCCAAUGGCCAAAAGGAAGCAAGCACCAUGAACAGUUCAUGGGACUGGAGCCCAUCACAAUGGCAUUCUGGUGGAAAUGAAGGACACAAUAACCAACAAAGCAACGCUAAUCAAGGUCAAGGCCAUGAUGUUCCAGGAAAUGUUGACACAUCAGUGUACGAAGGUCAGGCAUAUGACCAGACUCAACAACAUCAACAAUAUUACAACCAGCAGCAGUACUGGGAUCCUAACCAGCAGCAGAAUCAUCAACAAGUGCUGAAUCAACAAGCUCAGGGACAGGAUUUUCAUGGUCAUCAAGAUUGGGCUAAUCAACAGUAUGACUAUAAUCAAACAUGGAAUAAUACUGACUAUAGUCAACAGCAAAGCCAGCCUUUAAAUAAUCAUUAUGAUGGCCAACAAACCUUUCAACCACACCAGGAGAAUAGUCAGCCUUACAAUAUUAUCAAUCAAGAGCAGACACAGGGACACUUUAAUUUAGAACAAGAUCAGGAUCAUCUUGCCAACCAGGGACCUAAUCAGGAACAUGUUUAUAAUCAACAAAAAGUAGAAAAUGAUGGUCUUAAUUCAUCUGCAGCUUCAAACUAUAGUGGAAGUCUAAAUCAGUCUAGCAUCCAUGAGGAUCAAGGAUCUACCUCAGGUUUCUACCAAAACACAGAUCCUGAAGAUGUAGGUUUUAUGGGACAAAUUCAUGUAGGGGAGGAGCCUGUUGUAAGUAGUGGGAUUGUAAAUCCUCCAAAUGUUGUACAUUCCAGUGCCAAUGACAAUGCACCAUUACGCAUGGGUAUGGUUGGUGGUGAACAGUUAGAAAGCACACAAGAUAGAACUGAUAUGAUUGAUGUGAUAUCACAAGUCAAUCACAUGAGAAUUCAAGACAAUGAAAGUUCUGGUGGGGUAAGCUAUAGUGCUAAGUCAGUAGAUAGAGCACAAGAACAAGGGUUUGGUAUUGGUCAGCCAGUUACUUCAAAUGACCCACCAGCUAACCUUGUACAGACUAACAGUGGUAUGAUGGCCACUGCUGAUGAUCAGCAAAGCUUAGGGGACUGGGAGGUGGUACCAUCCCAGAAUCUUGCUGUACCUGGGAAUCAUAGUAGACAGAGUUCCACUGACAAUAAUGUCCAGUUUUUUAUUGGCUCCAGCAGGAACUCUCCAGGUAGUGGGCGUGGCACAGGAUCACCCUGCUCAGUUAUACAGGGGCAGGGGGAGGAAAAGACUAAUCUGUCUGUCUUCAACCCACAGCCCCCACAAGUAUGUCAGCCUCCGAAACCAUUCCAACCUGAUUCUAUGUUGCCAAAGUACACAUCCUCCCCGAAUAUUACACCAGAGACUACUGUGUCAACAGAAUUAGGAAAAUCAUCUUUAUCAAACACAGGUCCACCCCCUUCCAUAGGUACUCCACCAUCGGGCAGAGGGGGAGAUAACCCAUUUAGAAAAAAUGGUCAACAGCUAGCACCUACUGAACCCCAACAGGAAUUAAGGCAUGGAAUUACUGGAAAUGUGUCCUCCCUUGAAGGUAGCUCCUAUUCUGAGGGUGUGUUGAGUAGCAAGGAUAGUUCACUUGAACCACCUAGUCCAAUUCUGAAUACUGAAGACCCAUCACAGACACUUGGCAGUCGUUUUGGCCAAAAGAUGAAGCCACAGAGCCCAAUCAUGCCACGGAAAGAGAGCCCGUUUCAACCUCCAGCCAGACGCAGGAAUAUAUCGGGGUCUAGUGAAACUAUAGAGGAAAAUGCUCGUAUGGAGGAGGUUUCUCGACAAGACAGUCGAGAAAGUCUAACAAGAGGCAUAGAACACAGUAAGUCAAUGGGUUCAGAUAGGUCAUUUGGUGCAGGCAGUAGUAGGAGAUCUUCAGGAAGUGAUUCACAGGGUCAAUCGGAUCGUGACUCUUCUCACAGCCAGGACCCCCACUGGAAGACACGGACAAAUCUGGACAGGAGAUCCAGACCUCCGCCAGGUCCUAGUGGAAGCUCCAGAGCACGUGCAGUAAUGUCCCCUAGGAGGAUGGAAAAGCAUCUCCAGCAUAACCAGGAAAGAAGGGUGAAACACAACAUGUCACCAGCAACAACUCUAUGGGCAGACAGUGGUGAGCUGCCGACGGCAAAUAUUUUGCUUGCCCCUGCAGGUCCAAUGCCUUCACUAAUGUCACCUGUCUCGGUGUCUCUGCCACUGAAGGCAAAGGAUAGCAAAGAGACGGAACAGGUUCUGUCUCCUGUAGAAAACUUGAUAACAUCCUUGACAGAACACAUAUCAAAGGAGAACACGCCAGAACCUGAAAUUGUGACAAAAAGUAAACCUGUUGUGUUGGCUGAUGCACUGAGUAAAAAUCAGGAGGAAAGGAAAAGACAGGAAGUGGUUAAAGAACGGGACAGACAUGAGCGAAACUCCUCUAUAGACCGUGAGCUAGAGAUAGUACGUAGACAGGAAGAGGAGGAAAAGAGGGAGUUAAAAAACAGAAAACACAAUGAUAACCAUGGAGAACACUAUAGUGUGAAGGACCAGUAUCAAGACAGUCGGGGUCAUGACCCUAGGGAUUCUAGAGAUCAACGUGAAUCAAGAGAUCAUCAUGAUUCUAGAGAUCGUAGGGAUGAUACUUAUGAUGCCUACUAUGAUAAAAAGGCCAGGUAUGGCUAUAAAGGAGCAGCACCUCUUAGAGAUCCCAACAGGGAUCAAUACCAUGGAGAUGAACGAUAUGACAGGCCUAGGUCAAGGAACUCGCACUAUGAUGGGCGACCUUCAUCUAGGCAAAGUCGUACUGAGACAGAUUCUGAACGCCCACGUUCCCGCCAGGAAUACAGUCGAGACCCAGCCUACAAGGACGGACGAUAUAGUUCUGCAUCAAAAGGAGGAUACGACUACGAUUACUACAACCAGCAAGGUUAUCAUGACAGUCGGUAUUACAAUCAGGGCUACUAUCAUGACAGCCGGUAUAAUUCAGCUUACUAUGACGAGUACUACCGUCAGGUCCAAGGACAGGAUCAAGGACAGUACAAUGAACACUACGAUAAAAUGAUGGACCGGCACUACCAUCCAUACUACGGCUAUCCAUCCGAGUACUAUAGCCAGGGUUAUGAGGACGACCAGUACAGUCAGCGCAGUCAGUCACGGGGAGCUCACACCCCAGCCUCCUUACUGGAGGACCAGCCAGAUGCCUAUGGAUAUGGGGCUAGGACCUCGAGUCGUGCUGGAUAUGAUGACUACCACAGGAGCCAUUACGACCCCUACUAUGGGUACAGACAGGGAGGGUACCAUUAUCAGGACCAAGGGGUCACAGAAGAGACAAAACCUGGCAGAAUAACUCCCAAGAAACACACAAUUCCACAUAUGAAGGUUUGCUUUGGCCCUGGAGGUCAACUGGUCAAGGUGCUGCCAAAUAACCCAGUGUACGGUCAACCUGCAACAGUUGAGAUUCACGAAGUAGAUGAAUUGUUACAAGAAAACAUGGAAACUGAAGAGCUCAAAUCUUUCCCAGGUCCUGUGAUCAGAGGUGAUACCCACAAGAAUGAUGUUCUAGCCUUCUGCCAACGUAAGGCCAGGGCCUGUGCAGAGAACAUCAACAUGAUCGAUCGUGAAUCAGCUGAACUCAUCUGGAAACUUCUGGAACUACUCAUCAAACAAAAUGGGACUGUGAUGGGAACAGACAUUGCUGAACUGUUGUUGGAGGGCCACGAACCUACCACAGCCGAGUACAGCAUGAUUGGACUCAAGAUUUCACAGAGCAUGGACAAUCUGGACCAGGAAUUGGAUGACACAACUGAAGUCAAUGCCUCUACCUUCUCUGUGACUGACCGCUCCAUCAUCAACAGAGGUCGGUCCCAAGAGGAAGCUACUGACCGCUUCAGGCAUCUGUUGCUUUAUGGACGCAAAAAGGAUGCUUUAGAAUGUGCCAUGAAGAGAAACCUGUGGGGACAUGCACUGUUCCUAGCCAGUAAGAUGGAUAGCCGGACACAUGCUAAUGUCAUGAUUAGGUUUGCCAACACAGCAAUGAAGAUGAACGACCCUCUACAGACUCUUUACCAGCUGAUGUCUGGGAGACAGCCAGCAUCUGUAACUAGUAUAGCUAACGAACGUUGGGGAGACUGGAGGCCUCAUUUGGCUAUGAUUCUGUCUAACCAGGGAAGCAAACCAGACCUAGAUAAGAAGAGUAUCAUGUCUAUGGGCGACACACUAGCGUCGAAGGGCUUUUUAUACGCUAGCCACUUUUGUUACAUAAUGGGUCAAGCUUCGUUUGGCUCUUAUUUCAAAAAGACUGCUAAACUGGUGCUAAUUGGAAUCAAUCAAAGUCUACCUUUGGAGGAGUUCACUACAAAUGAAGCUAUCCAGUGCACAGAGAUCUAUGAGUAUGCCAUGUCAUUGGGAAAUCCUUCAUUUUUUCUGUCAAAUUUCCAGGUCUUCAAGUUUUUAUAUGCCUGUAGAUUAGCUGAAAAUGGAUUUCCUCAAGAGGCUCUUCAAUAUUUUGAAGUGAUUUCAAGAUAUAUUCAGCGUGCUCCAACAUUCUUCCAGCCAACUCUAGUCAAAUUAGUUUAUAACUUGGCGGACCGGUUGAAGCACUUUGACCCCCAGAGAAUGCAUACAGCUGACGAUCAGGACCAGGCAUGGCUGUUACAGCUACAGAAGAUUUCCCAGGGUUUUCAGGAUGGAUCAAUCCGACCCCUGUCAGGUAGUGUUACCCCUAUGGGAUAUGGAAGUACGAGGGCUAGUAGUGAAAGUGCAGAGGUUGCAGGUCUGACUCGCCCAGGAUCUGACCUGAUGGGUCAAGGUCAGAUGGACUACAAUUACCAGACAGGGUAUACACAACAGCAGGGGUACGGCGACAGGCCAGACCAGUCACAGAGCGAGGUGGAUGGUCAGACUGAAGGACAGACAUUUGUCGGACAACAACAGUACAACUAUAACUAUCCUCAAACUGGACAGCAGACACAGGAGCAGUCCCAAGGGGAACAGCAAGCCCAACAACAGUACACAGAGCAACAGUAUACAGACCAACAACAACAACAGUACAACCAGGAACAGCACACUAACUACAAUAAUUACUAUCAACAUGGUUAUGUACCAAAUAAUACAGAAGCUCAGCAAGGUGAUUCAGGAAAUCAAACAAUGUCAGCUGAGGUCACCAGUCAGUACCAAGGGUAUAUGGCUGCUACCUCUGAUACUGGCGUGCCACAAUUAGAUGGUACGUAUGUAGCUGGAAGUGUACAGGAUCAGGCUUCUGUGACCCAAACACACACUCACAACACAGCAUCCCAACCCUACAACCCAAACAUCUACUCCCAGACAGGCGAGUCUUCACAGCAACAAAGCAUCACAUCCGACAGCAGUCUGGACACGGAGGACGACGCGAACCAGGAACAACAGACUGAUUUUGAUUACUUUGGGGCAGCCACUACCCAAAAAAUUGUAGCUCCACGGUUAAGGAAACGCACCACAUCAGAGACUAGUCAAGGGAGUGGUAAUCGAUCAACCUAUCCCGGGGAACAAGCCAAAGAUGACAAAGCAAGAAUGCCUCCUCCUGCUGCCAAAACAGAUCCAUCCAAGAAGCAGGGAAGCAGGUUAGGGGGAUGGUUCAGUAAACUCCUACCCAAACCCAAGAACGAGAUGAAGCUUCCUAAUGAUGAUAAACCAAGUAUUGUGUGGGACAAGGAUAAUGAAAAGUGGGUGAACUUAGACGGUACCGAGGAAGUGAGUAAACCAGUGGCAGAACCUCCAAAGGACUCGGACAUCUUCAAAACCCCAGCAGUGCCAGCAACUCCUGAGUCAAGUUCAGCGUUAGGGGCACCCCCUUCGGGCAACAAGUUUUCACGUCCUAAAGGUAGAGGAGCACGUAACCAGUAUGUGGAUGUGAUGAAUACUAGUGGGAGUAGUACUAGCAGCACAACAGUGCCAAAAAGUCUGUUCAACGUGAUGCCGACUUCAGCCUCGUCACCAGCAAUAUUUAAUCCACUUGGAGGAAGCGAUCAGUCUGACUCAAAAACAGACCCUCAACCUCAGCAGUCAAUAGCGCCACCUGCUGAACAAAACAUGAACCAGUCUCUGACACCAGGGGAGUUGUCUAGGACAAGCUCUAUGAGCUCUGUAUCAUAUGAGGUCCAACAACUAACUCGUCAGGAUGGGAAACAGACCCAAGCACCUAAUUUGACCCCAGGGGGACCCCCCAUGUUGUUUAAUCCUUCUCAAUUUAAAACUGGUCAGCAGAAUGCAGCACCUGCCGGUGGUCCAAAGCUCUACAACCAACGAAGGGUUUAUCCUAAAUGAUGAUACAGCCCAACACUAACCUAAAUGAUGGUACAGCCCAACACUAAACCAGGAGAAUGGAUGUAGCUGGAUGUUUAAAUAUUAAUAUCCAAAGUACACACUGGACAGUUUUAUUGUAGAUUCUUAAUCUCAUGCUCAUACAAGUCCAAAUAAUUUUAUUCUAAUAAAAGAAGGUUAAUUUGAUUUUAAUGGAAUCUUGUGACCAGAUCUUGAACUGAUUAUGGUAGUGGCAAUAAUAACUCAUGUCUUUCACAAGUGUGCUUCGAGAAUAAUGGUUCUGUUUGAGAAAUCUUCAAGUGAUGGACUAAUACCUGCCUCAAAUGAGGUAAGACAGAGAGCCCCCCCCCGGCAAACCAAUAGUCUUGUUGAUGUGGUUUUGGUGUUUAUUUAUUGUUUUUAGAAUUAGGAGAGUAGGCCUUCCUGUCUAACAGGGAAAGUAUAAAAACAGGUGUGUUUCACAUCUGGUUUACUGUCGUAUGAUGUGGGUUUGAUUUUUUUGAUGACCAUGUCUCCAUCAGACUUCAUGAUAUUUAUCUUAUAUUGUCUAGUUUGUUCAUCUGUGUUCUGGGAGAUGUAACCCUGUGAUUUGUACCAUAACUUAAUUAAAAAUUAUGUAUAUUUACUUUCAUAUUCUUUCACUUGCAUUUACAAACUUUGCAGCUUUUCUGGUCUUGGUUCAGGUAUUAAGACCUUCUUAAACUUAAAAACAUAUUGAUGUAAAGUUCUCUUCCCAGAUUUUUCUGAAUAGUUAGAAGUUUUCUGUUUGAUUGACUUCUUUUACCCAGCUUACGAUGUGUUUGGUUGUUUCAGAUAACAUAGUGGAUAGAAAUUUUAUUUGAAUACGUUGUUAAGAUUUAAAGCUUUUUUAGAUCUGGACCAUGCUUUGAAGUCAAAACAUAUUUAUUGUCUUGAGUUAGAAUUUGUUUCAUGCUAAGAUUGAUAUACACCAUCUAAUCAUUGAUUCUACUCAUUGACUAAUUACUUAAUGUGAUUAAGUGAUUGGUUUCAUGAUCUAAGGUGCUAGCUAUUUGAGUAAAUGAGACUGUAUAACACUGUGAAGUAGGAUGAGUGGGGAGCUGGCAAUCAUUAACCUAUCCAAGGCAUUGGGCCAUCAACUAGAUUCCAUCACCUUCAUUUUAUAUUCUCUCCCUUUUCUAAUUGAUUACUCCACCCUCUGAAAUGAUUUUAACGAUGCUUAGUAUUGGUAAGGUUUGAAUGAAUUAGCUCAUUCACCCCUGAAAUUAAUUUCAUGAUCAACCAUGUUUCUUCAGGGGUUAAUGAGUUAAAAAUAAGCGAGUUCAUUUUAAGGUGGAGUUUUAAUAAUUUCAAUCUAUUACCUGGUACUAUGCUACAUACUUAUGGGUAGCUUUUGCUGACAACGUGUAGCAUUCUCUCCUCCCUAAUAAAACAGUACAGGCUGAGUGAAGUCAAUCCUGAGAAUCAGAGGUUAACUCGAGGUCAGAGGACUGAAUAUACAGAACAGGAAAUCUUUACAAUAACAAAUUUGUGAAAAUAUUGAAAACGAAACAUUUAGAAUACAAAUUUGUUAUCUGUUGUUGUGUAGCAAAAAUAUUUCCAAAUGAAAAUAUUAUUUGUUACGAUGUUUACAGGACAGUGGAUAAUGGACUGUCUUUCAGAGAGAGAUUUCUUUAGAUGUUCUAGGAUAGAGAAAUAUUGAGUGACGACAUCAAAACAGUGAUAUGAUAUUAGGACAUUAAAGUUUACAAUUAAUAUUUGUAACAUCUGUGAUAAAAAGUUAUUUCUAAAUAUACCAAUACUUUAAAUAUACAAAGCGCUUUAGAGCGGCUAAUUAUUAUUAUUAUUACUUGUUUACUGAUAUAAAUGUACAAACUUUAAUUUCUAUAAAUCUAUUUUAUGUGAUAUACUUCAAUUCCACUAUAAUGACAACAUGUCAUUGAUACAGUACCCAUAGUUUUCCGGUAUCUGGUGUUUCUUUGUGUGCCAUGAAAACGUCUACAUGACUGUGAAUGGUAGAUGAGUGCAUGGCAGUGUUGUGUAAAAAAGUGCGUUUGAGAAAGUGCUACUACAGAAAAAACUAAGUACCGUUAUAUACUGUUCAAAUACAAACUUGAUGAGGAUAAAUGAUUGUCAUAGUUGAUUUUGAAUAUGCUACAGUAAACAUAUUAAUGUUAAAACUUUACAGAACCCCCAAUAUUGACUGUACUUAUGAGACAUUAAAGAUGAUUGUUUGAUUUGUUGAAUUUUAGUUAGGGUACUAUUAAUCAAAUUUCUCCAAUAGCCACAAUAUGCUUCCCCACUAUGGAGGCAAUGGAUAAACCUGAAAGGAGGUGGUACACAUGUCUUGUUACCCACAUCUGGAAAAUGUGCAGAAAAGCAUCUUAAAAUAUUGCAAUAUAUAUAUAGAAUUAUUGUCUACAGUUUAACAUGUCAAAAUAUUUUACUUUUUAAUUGACAAUUAUUUUUUUUUUUUAAUUUUCAAAGAUGUUUUGUGUGGGGUUGCAAUACACAUGUUGAAUUUAGUUUGUUAUCAAAUAGUUACAAGAUAAUUGUCACAUAUUUAACAGUAUACAGUAUUUCUCCAUUUAUUUUGAUGAUAAAGACUCGUUGACAUUUAUAUUAUUUAUUUAGAACAUCAAUAGAAGAAAAUGGUAACCAUAUAAAAUAUCAAGAGACUUUAUCAUUGAUUGAUAUUGAAAGUAAAAUUAAUAUAGAUUGUAUGUGUAUUCAGAGAGUAAAUGAGAUAUUCAAACCUUAUUUAUUGAUUUGUUUUUAUGCUGUAUAAAGGAUGUGAGAGAAAAGAUUGCAUGUACAUAUAUUUUAUUCUGACGAAAUAAUAGACGGAUGUUUAAAAAUUAUUCUCGAGUGCAAAUUAUGUUGUACGAUAGAAUUAUGAAUUGUAAGUAAUAGAAGGGAAAUGGUCAACCAGAAAUGCUGGGAUAUCGUCCUUAUCAUGGUGUUAUUUCCCAUCAUUGACUUGAGUGUGGCCAUACAGUUGACUGAGGAAUGCUGUUUAAUUGAUGGUUUAAAUUAUUGUGCAGUACCCUUCGACUUUUUAUUUGAAAUGAAGUUGUUAAUUGUAUUUUUGGGAAGGAAAAAUAAAUAUCUCUUUCAGCAGACUUUUCUGUUUAAUUUGACCAUUCUAGUUUUGCAGGGUAUAUACUUUGUACACGUAGACAGUAAUAAUAUGGUCAGCACAGACAUCCCGCCACAGUGCAUGAUAUAGGACUGAUAUUAGCUUUGUUUACAAAAUUUCUAUCUGCCAUAUGCUUUCUUAAGUGAUCCUUAUCAGAAGACAUGCUUGAAUUGUUGAUGCGUUUUAAUAAAUAAGUUAUAACAAUAUGCAUAAUGGAUAAAGAUUUAUGUAUAUGUGUCAAGGUUAUAAUUUUGCGAUUUAAACAAAUAAGUUUGUCAAAAAAAUCUUUAAAAUCAACUAUUCAGUGAUAAACAUGGCCUAUACAUUGUGUUUUUCUCAAGUUAAGUGCAAUGCUAUUUUACCACUUUUGUACAUUUUCAUUUGGAAUAUCAGCUUUUAGCUAUAUCAGACACAUAUAUCUCCUUUCUGACUUUAAAGUUCUUAACCUCUGCUGCCAUACAGUAUCAUGCCAAGGGGAUACCAGUAGGUAGGGAAUACCUCUGUUAUUAGAAGAAAAUCAUUUAAAAGUAUAUUUCAACAAACCUUAUAAUGAUUACUUGAUCUCAAAUAAAUUUCACUGCCACUUGAUUCUAUUACGUAUGUAAUGUUCACACCCACACCUUAUUAGGAAUGGAGUAUUUCACUGAUUUCAUCAAAACUCAAGUACAUUUGUGUAAAUAUGUCAUAAAUAUCCUUUUUAUGGUUGAUAGACCUUGUCUGUUAUGGUGAAACCAUUUUAAUUCUAACUUAACAUGAUUGACCACUUCUUGUGUUCAUCUGUUCCCCAGAGAUUUGCUUGUGUGUCAAACCACAUGUAUAUAGUCUGUUCUAUUCUGAAUAAGGUGAGAUAAUUGGCUACUAGUCAGCUCUAUUCUGAAUAAGGUGAGAUAAUUAGCUACUAGUCGGCUCUAUUCUGAAUAAGGUGAGAUAAUUGGCUACUAGUCAGCUCUAUUCUGAAUAAGGUUUUAGUCGGCUGGUGAAGGUUACAAUAUAUUUUCUGUUCAAACUUCAUUCAUCAUAUCAGCAUGAACCUACGGUAAUCCCAUAAAAUCCUUGCAUAAUGCAGUAUCUCUUGUGAAUUCUGUUGUUUUAAUUAUUUGCCAAUUGAUCAGAGGGGAAUGUCAUUACAACACGAAAUUGAAUUACGCGAGUGUCAACCGAAUUAUUGAAAAUAAAAUAUAUUUGAAAUCUA
Messenger RNA from Mizuhopecten yessoensis (Yesso scallop), 11109 nucleotides. RefSeq lists its product as uncharacterized. The transcript has 28 exons. NCBI's taxonomy places the organism in Eukaryota, Metazoa, Mollusca, Bivalvia, Pectinida, Pectinidae. Bases 398 to 6802 code for a protein of 2134 amino acids. Gene Ontology annotation, cellular component: ER to Golgi transport vesicle membrane; endoplasmic reticulum exit site. The record is from RefSeq and is a predicted model, not a curated record. Gene Ontology annotation, biological process: autophagy; COPII vesicle coat assembly; Golgi organization.